Molecule: messenger RNA, 2448 nt
Organism: Triticum turgidum subsp. durum (durum wheat)
Lineage: Eukaryota; Viridiplantae; Streptophyta; Magnoliopsida; Poales; Poaceae
Source: the annotation of a GenBank genome assembly
AUGCCACUGAUCACAGCCACUUUCAUGGCCCUUGCCUUGUGCUUCGCCCCUGCACCUGCAGUGGGUGCAGCGGCGACACUCUCGGCGCCGCGUCCGCUGCGGGGCAACGACACGCUGGUCUCGGCACAGGGCAAGUUCGAGCUCGGCCUCUUCAUCCCUGCUGGCAGCUCCGGCGACAGGUUCUACCUCGGGAUCUGGUACAAGAACAUCCCCGGCCAGACCAUCAUCUGGGUGGGCAACCGCGCGAGUCCACUAUCUGCUGUCGCCUCCGCCGAGCUCCGUGUCUCCGCUGACGACGGCAACCUCGAGCUCGUCGGUCCCACCGCUGCCUCCACCUCGCCGGUCGUCGUGUGGUCUUCGAACCUGUCGUCUUCCUUGUCGCCGGGCUCAAACAACACGGCGGAGAUCCACGACAACGGCAACCUGGUCCUUGUCGACGGCAGCAACUCCUCCAACGUGCUGUGGCAAAGCUUCGACCACCCGACGGACACGCUGGUGCCAGAAGCGUGGAUCGGGGAAAACAAGCUCACCGGCGAGUACCAGGCGUUGACAUCGUGGCGGAACGCCCAGGACCCCGCGCCGGGGAUCUUCAGCGAGACGCUCGACCCGAACGGCGCUAGCGAGGUCUUCUACAUGUGGAACCGGUCCCGCGUGUACUGGCGGACCGGCGUCUGGAUGGGCCAAGCCUUCGCGAAGCUGCCAGAGGCGACGAAAAACACCAUCUACAACGGGACGUACGUCGAGACGCCGGCGUACCGGCGCGUCAUCAACGUGCUCUACGACAAUGCAACCAUAACACGCAGCGUGCUCGAUCCCACCGGCCAGGCACAAAUGUACAUUUGGAUGCCCACGAGCCAGAGCUGGCAGCCCUUGUGGACCGGUCCCAUGUUGCAGUGCGACGUGUACGCGCUCUGCGGCGCAUUCGGCGUUUGCGACCAGGGAGGCAAGCUACCUUGCCACUGUCCGCCCGGAUUUGCCCCGGCGUCGGAGGGGGACUGGACGCUCAACGAUUGGAGCGGUGGGUGCCGCCGGAGCUCGCCGCUCACGUGCGCGCACGAUGGAUCAAGGACGGACGGGUUCCUGAUGCUGCCAGACGUGAAACUUCCCGAUGACUCGGUCACCGUGGGCGCUGCCCAGAGCAAAGUAGAGUGCGAAUCGGCUUGCCUAAAGAGCUGCUCUUGCCAAGCCUAUGCCUUCUCUGUCAGGGAGUGCACCGUCUGGUACGGAGAGCUCCGCAACCUUCAGCAGCUCUACUUGGACUCUGACAGCCCCGGGUCAGACCUGUACCUUCGGCUUUCAGAAAGAGGAUUGCAAGAUCUCCAUAGCGUAGACAGGGAGAAAAUGGGGAGAAAGUUAUGGUUUGUCCUUGGCAUCAUAUUGGCUGGUGUUGCAGCAGUGGGGGCAUCGAUCAUACUACUAGCCUGGAGGAUUGUUCUUGCCCGAAGGAGACUAGUCAGUAUCGCAAAUGAGAAUGUAUCCUCCUUGGCCGUGUACAGUUACAGCGACCUCCGUGCCGCAACGAAGGACUUCUCGGAGCGGCUGGGCCGCGGUAGCUUCGGCUCGGUGUACCGCGGUGUCCUGAAGCGGCAUAAGGGAGACAACUCAAUCAGAGUCCAGGUGGCAGUGAAGAAGCUUGAAAGUCUUGGGCGGCAGGGCGACAAGCAGUUCCGGACGGAGGUGAGCACGCUGGGGCUCAUCCAGCACGUGAACCUCGUACGGCUCCUCGGGUUCUGCUCGUCGGGCGACGAUAAGAUGCUCGUCUAUGAGUACAUGCCCAGAGGCUCCCUCGACGGCCUCCUCUUCCGUGACGGCGCGUGCCUGAGCUGGCGCGACCGGUACUGCAUCAUGCUCGGUGUGGCCAGAGGGCUGGCCUACCUGCACCACGGCUGCCGCGAAUGCAUCAUACACUGCGACGUCAAGCCGGAGAACAUCCUGCUGGACGAGGACAUGUCGCCGAGGAUCGCCGACUUUGGGAUGGCGAAGCUGGUGGGGAGGGACUUCAGCCGCGCGCUGACGACUAUGCGGGGCACCAUCGGGUACCUGGCGCCGGAGUGGAUCUCUGGGCAGCCUAUCAGCGCUAAGGCCGAUGUGUACAGCUUCGGCAUGGUGCUCUUUGAGCUCAUCUCAGGACGACGUAACUCCAAAGGGUACAGUGAGUUGGAGGCGGCAAGGACCGGUGGGAGUGAGUCCUCCUUGACCUUCUUCCCAGUGUGGGCCGCUGCAAAGGUUUUGGAAGGUGAGGUGGGCGCCGUGGCUGACCCGCGGCUGCGCGGCGAUGUGAUGCUGAAGGAGCUGGAGCGGGCGUGCAGGGUGGCAUGCUGGUGCAUCCAGGACGAGGAGGCGCAGCGCCCAACCAUGACGCAGGUCGUGCAGGUGCUCGAAGGCGUCGUCCACAUCCAAGCGCCGCCGGUGCCACGAACGCUGGAGCACCUUGUCGAGAUGUGUUAA